Messenger RNA from Anguilla rostrata (American eel), 2461 nucleotides. RefSeq names its product ganglioside-induced differentiation-associated protein 1-like 1. The record is from RefSeq and is a predicted model, not a curated record. NCBI's taxonomy places the organism in Eukaryota, Metazoa, Chordata, Actinopteri, Anguilliformes, Anguillidae. The coding region runs from base 158 to 1264 and encodes 368 amino acids. The transcript has 6 exons.
UGAUGUAAUAUAGAGUGGAAUUGUAUAUUUGCUAUGGUGCUUGAGAUGAAAGUGCUUUGACAACAACAUCGAUGAUGCUCUGUUCGUGGUGCUGAAAUCUCUCUCUCCAACGCGCGCGCACGCACACACACACACACACACAUACACAGCCUCUGUCAUGGCGUCUUCCAACAACGUUAACCCCAUCAACUACAGCUGGUGGCCCAUAUCUGCGAUGGAUGAAGGCUCCAAAUUGGCUGAGGAAAAUGGGAGUCUAGAAGCAGUAGUAGAGCCAAGACCCUUUUCAAAAGACAGACUGGUUCUGUAUCACUGGACGCAGUCUUUCACCUCGCAGAAGGUGCGGCUGGUGAUCAGUGAGAAGGGCCUGCCGUGCGAGGAGAGGGACGUUAGCCUCCCGCUCAGCGAACAGAACGACCCCUGGUUCAUGAGGCUCAACCUGGGAGAGGAGGUGCCCGUGUUCAUCCACGGGGACACCAUCGUCAGCGACUACAACCGCAUCAUCGAGUACUUGGAAACAAACUUUGUGGGAGAGAUGGUGGCCCAGCUGAUCCCCGACGCCGCGACGCCCCUCCACGCCCGUGUGCAGCAGUACCGGGAGCUGCUGGACGGGCUGCCCAUGGACGCCUACACCCACGGCUGCAUCCUGCACCCCGAGCUCACCGCCGACUCCAUGAUCCCAAAGUACGCCACCGCUGAAAUACGCCGACACCUGGCCCAUGCUGCAUCUGAGCUAUUGAAGCUGGACCAGGAAGAGUCCCAGCUGGCAGAGCUGGAGCCCUAUCUGUCCAAACAUAAGAAGCUCAUGGCUAAGAUUCUGGACCACGAUGACGUUAACUACCUGAAUAAUAUUCUUGGUGAAUUGCAUAUGGUGUUGGAUCAAGUGGAAGCUGAACUAGAGAAGCGGAAACUUGAAUAUCAAGGACAGAAGCGUGAGCUCUGGCUUUGCGGACCCGAUUUCUCUCUGGCCGACAUUUGUCUGGGAGCGACUUUGCACCGCCUCAAAUUUUUAGGACUUUCGAAGAAGUACUGGGAGGACGGGAGCAGACCCAACCUGCGGUCGUUUUUUGAGCACGUGCAGAAACGCUACGCCUUUCGCAAGGUCCUGGGCGAUGUGCACACCACGCUCCUGUCUGCCGUUCUCCCGAACGCCUUCCAGAUGGUGAAGAAAAAGCCGCCGUCAUUCUUCGGAGCGUCGUUUCUAAUGGGAUCGCUAGGAGGCAUGGGGUACUUCGCCUAUUGGUUUUUAAAGAAAAAAUACAUGUAGUGAAAGCUGUUAUUUGGCUUCUGUUAGCAACUUUUUGCUAACAGAAGCCAAACGUUUUGGUUUUUGAUGCCAUGUUGUUGUUUUUUUGACAUUUUCAAAACACAAGCGAAGUGUUUGUAGAAAUUUGUUAAAUUAAUAAUGUGUGUACAGAAGAUAAUGAAUUUGUCGUUUUUUCAUGUUUUUAUGUGGCAUAUAUAAAAAAUAACCCGUUUGUACACCUGAAAGAACAAUUUAAAAAUACUUAAAUUAUUUCAAGAUAAUUCAGUAUAGAUACUCUGCAUUACAUUUAGAAUAUAAUGUAAGAUUGUUCUCUAGACAGAAGUAUUAUAUAGACAUAGACACUGCAUGAAGUGAAAAAUUGGAUUGUAUCAAAAAUUUCUAAUUUGCAGUUGAAUAUAUCAUUCCACAACUUAUUUUAAAUAAUUUUCAAACAACUUUGUGAAUAUUUCAUAAACUGUAGUUGAAGACUCUUCCCCUUCAGUUAGUAGUCUGCUUUUUAUGAAAUGUAAUUCAAUAGCUAAGUGGACCUUUGAAACCUACAUACAAGCAGUCUUUCCUCUAGGUGUUUGCUAUUUUAUGCAUCACUAUCUUUUGAUAUGGAAACUGAUUUUUCACUGAAACCUUGCCGUUAAAAAAACAUCUACUUUAUAUAGUGCUAUUUUUCUAAUUGCCAGAAAGUACUGCCAGAUAUAGUUGUAGAGGCUGUUCAAUCCUCUCAGUUGACAUACAUUUUAGCAAGAGUUCCUUCUGUUAUUUUGAUGGUUUUCAAAGAUGAAUGGUUUUCCUCUCACUACCACACUCAGAAUGUGGAAAAAGAUUAGUCCACAUGAAAAAUAUAUCACUGUGAUACAACUGCUUUCAAUACACAUUGUUAGAAUGUAACCAAAAUGACCUGUUUACCACAAAAUUCACUUUUGUCAGUGAGAGGCAUGCUUGAAGUAUGAACAGGGUAGGCACUCUAAAAAAGCAGUCCCUUUUUGCACUUUUUAGUGAUAUUGGGACAACUAUUGUUCAGUAACUGAUAAUGUAAUUGUAAUUCCACCCUUAUGGCAUUCAUGAAACCUCUCUUUCCCAUCUUUGCUUUUUAACUGCUGAGUAUAGCUCAUUCAUAUGGGAACUGUUCCUGUAUUUAAAAACUGAACUUACCUGACAUCUUGGCCAGAUGCAUGAAACCACAAGGUUAUGAGCCUGAUAAAA